Emiliania huxleyi CCMP1516 is the source of this 1329-nucleotide messenger RNA. RefSeq lists its product as hypothetical. Lineage: Eukaryota; Haptophyta; Isochrysidales; Noelaerhabdaceae. The coding region runs from base 1 to 1329 and encodes 442 amino acids. The transcript is spliced from 2 exons. Gene Ontology annotation, molecular function: metal ion binding. The record is from RefSeq and is a predicted model, not a curated record.
AUGUUACUGCAGUGUGACACCCAAAAGGUGUUGGACAACGGCAACGCUGGCGGCGCGCACUGUGGCGCAGAGAUUGCAGGUUGGCCCUGCGCACGAGUCGAAAUAGCCGACAAGCCUGUCCUCGCGGCGCGCGUGCUGCGCUGGCGCUCGAUUCCCAGCCGCUACGUGUUCGUUGACGCUCAGGCCGACGGCGAGGAGUGGCAGCUCUGCUUCGCCGUGUCUCAGCUGAGCGCCACAGCCCUUGUCGACGGCGCCCUCCUCCGCUUCACGGGCACCGAGGAGGCCGCUCGGACGCGGCGCGGGCUGCGCGCGUGGCAGUGCGACCGGCUGGUCGAGCUGACACUCUGUGUGCCGUGCGACGCCGCGGAGGCAGGCGGGCCCGCGCCACCGGCGCCGAGCGAGGCGGCGCUCUGCAAGUGGUUUGUGCGCGGCGCGUGCAGCACGGCCAGCUGCCCCUUCCGGCACCAGUUCGCCAACGAGCAUGAGGAGGCGACAGUGCGGGCGACGCGCGAGCGCUGGGCGGCGCAGCGCCGCGCGCACGAGGAUGCGGCCGACCCGUUUGCUGGCGGCGGCGGCGGCGGCGGCGGCGGCGGCGGCGAUGGCGAUGGCGAUGGCGGCGGCGGCGGCGGCGGCAAGAAGAGAUCGCACGCGAAGCGGCACGCCGAGUUUGCGUCGUGGCUGCUGCAAAUAUUUGGUACCGAGGCGCUUCGUGGCGGUGCGGGCGUGCUCGACGUCGCGGGCGGCGGCGGCGACCUGGCGUUCGAGCUGCAGUGCCGCAACGGCGUACGCACGACGCUGCUCGAGCCUCGCGAGGUGCGGUUGGACAGCCGGCAGCGCAGGUGGCUGCGCAAGCAGGGCGAGGGCGGCCUCGGCCCGUACCGCCACAUUCGCGACUUGCUGGACGAACGCUUCGAGGAGAGCGACGAGGGCGCGCGGCUGCUGCGCGAGGCGGCGUGCGUGGUGGGGCUGCACGCCGACGAGGCGACCGAGCCGAUCGUCGACGCCGCGCUCAAGUAUGGCCGCCCGUUUGCCGUCGUGCCCUGCUGCGUUUUCCCGCGCCUUUUUCCGCAGCGCCGGCUCGCCAGUGGGGGCGCCGUGCGCACGACGGCUGCUCUCUGCGACUACCUGCUGCAGAAGGCGCCCGGACUCGAGGCGGGCUUCCUCCCGGUCGCAGGGCGCAACAAGGUCAUCUUCCGCCGCGCCGCCGCGCCACCGCAACCGGAGCGCACCCUGGCGGCCCCGGCGGUGGCCUACAUCCCACAGUCAGUCAGUCGUGCCGAGCUCAGGCACGCGGUCCAGGAGCACACAGGAGGUAAGGACGGUGAGUAA